AUGAAGGAUUAUUGCUGCCAUCCCUUUUGGGCUGCGGUGGAUGCCCAAAUGCCAGAUGAUCUUGUUCAAGUCCUCAAGGAUUAUACUGAUAAGGCUUUCCGAUUUUGCCAUCUAGUGGAAUAUGUCUUCGCCUCCAGGAACAUCUUGCCUGCACUUGAGCAGACAUACCCGACACCGGAGAUGUUGCGACAUUGGUCUCAGGAACUAGUUCCAUCUUUGAAGCCUUAUGUGGAUUCAAAAGAGCUGCUGCAAGAGUGUGAAGGUGUUUUUGCUACUGCUGCGGCUGAGGAUCUGCAGAAGCAGACAAUGUCGUGCUUCGAGGAAGUUGGCAAGAUAACCUCGAAAGUGCAUGCAACAGUAUUGACCAAUGUGGAGGUUUUGGUUUCGUCCAUGAGUCCUGCCCUGGCCUUCGAGUCUCAAGCCAAGUUGACCUUGCCACAGACAGGAGAUUGGUCUCACGUGCUCACCCGCUUCUUUGAGGUUGGUAAAGCUUGCAGCAAUUGCACCAAGAAGAAUCUCACAUUGAUGGAGCAUGUCGCCAUCUUGCAAAGCCUGCAAGAUCUCAGAGAUGCAAUGGAAGAAGAAAAGAAGAGCAAAUGCGAGAAAUUGAAGGCUACCCAGCUCGUUUCGGAAGAAGCAUUUGUUUGGGUUGACCGAGCCGUUGGCCUUAUGGCCAUAAAAGUCAACAGCCUGUGCAAUGACCAUGCCGGAUGCUUGGACACGGCGAUCCGCGCGGCCUCAGGCCUGGCUUUGAAAAUUCCUGAGUUCAAGCAAGAAGGCCACUAUAGGGAGACUAUCGGGAAAUUAUCUCAGAAGAUGGCAAGCGAUGCCAAGAAACUGAGUCUUAUGGCUAGCGAAUUCAGGAGUGCUUCCCUUUCAUUGCCACCUUGUGCUGAACGAGACGGAUACCUUCAGAAGGCUAAGAUCGCAGCAGGUGUGUCGCAACUACUGACGACCCACGUCACACUUUUCGCUUGCGUGACAAUGCUCCGAAACCCCGCUUUGAACACAAAAAGUGAAGCAGCCAAGAAAGCUGCAAAGCAGUUAGAGAACCUCGUCUUUACUCUUUUGUCACAAGACCUUCGUGCCACUCCUCCUUGCGAUGCCUUGGCUGAUACAGCACUGGUCAAUCUUUGGGACGAAGCCCGUGAUGCAGUGAAAGCCGUCACCAACAAAUUCGGAGUCGACGUCGAGAAGUUGUGGCAGGAGACAGUGGGAAUCAGAUCUUCCUUGCCCCCAUUGAGGGACAGCGACCUAGAGUCCUUGCGGAGGGAGCCAGCAAUGGCAACUGGUGCCAGCGAUGCUACACCCACGGCAAACCAGAGUGACCAGCAAGGCCAGGCGGCGCCCGAGGCCAAGAAUCAGGCGCCCUCGGAGGCAGGCACGGCGGAGCAGGUGGUAGAUGUCGUAGAGACAGCGAACAGCAUCGCUACACCUGCGGAGGCAGGCACUGCCACCGCACGUGCAACUGAGGGAAUCUCUGCUGCAGUCCCUGCCGAAAAGGAAGAUUUGAAUGCUGAAGCUGCCCCUGCUGCAGCCCCUGCCGAAAAGGAAGAUUUGAAUACUGAAGCUGCCCCUGCUGCAGCCCCUGCCGAAAAGGAAGCUUUGAAGGCUGAAGCUGCCCCUGCUGCAGCCCCUGCCGGAAACGAAGAUUUCAAGGCUGAAGCUGCCCCUGCUGCAGCCCCUGCUGGAAACGAAGAUUUCAAGGCUGAAGCUGCCGAGCAAGAUGAACGAGGGGCAGUGGCAACCGACAAAAACGAAGGAGGUGAUUCUGAUUCUGAUGUUCUGGUUCAGAUGGAUCCUGCGGCUGCUGCCAGGAAGGAUACCAAUGCUGCCAAUGCCAAUCCUGAGCCUGAAAGCAACCCUGAGCGAAAACGAAAGGUCGACACGACUCAAGGAUCUAUGGCACCCGAUCAGAAGUUUGGGGGGAAGAAGCCGAAAACAACGCCCACGGAGGCAAAGCCAGAGCUUGAGAAGGAAAGCAAAUCUGAGGACAAGAAGACGGAGAAGAAAGAGAAGAAAGAGAAGAAGCAGGAUAAAAAAGACAAGGGCGACAAAGAAGGCAAGCGCGAGAAGAAGGAUAAAUCGAAGGAUAAAUCAAAGGAGAAAAGCGAGAAGAAGGAGGACAAAAAACAAGAAAAGAAGGCGGAUAAGAACGACAAGAUCUCCAAGAAGGAGAAGAAGGAGAAAGUCGACCGACCUGUGGCCUCCAACUCGGCUGCGAGCAGCAGCGGCCGCCGGCCAGCAGAGGCGACCCUUGGUCUAGCUGCGAAGUUUGCCAGGGGACCUUUGGAUGAAAGUAUCGGAUUCGCGCAGUUGUUUGGCAUCACGAAAAAGAAUCCUAUCGAGCGCAAGCCGAUUGAGGAGCCGAAGGAGGACAACGAUGACAAAAGUGAAGCUGGCGCCUCUGAGAUGGAUGCCGUCUCUGACGUGGGUGCAGAUGAGCCUGCUCAACCUGUUUGUAUCUUCCGGAACAUCCUGGAUAUGGCUUCUGCAGAAGCAGAGUGUGUUGUCCAUAAGAAGAAAUGUCCGAUUCCGACGGUUGAUAUCUUGGUGGUAGGGACUAGUUGCAAAGAUAUGUCUAGGAUCAACAACGCCGCUCCGAAAUCCGCAGUUCUUCGAAUGGAGGCUAGCAAAGGGGGUAGUGCUCAAACAUUUCAGGGGCUCCUGGGACUAUUGGAUACAAGGCCUCCUGCGAUUGUCCUUUUCGAAAAUGUGGACACUAUCGACGACAACAAAGAUGGUGGAGAGAGCAAUCUAGAUAUCUUCAAGGCUGAAACGAGCAGUCGCGGAUAUGAUGCUCAAGUUGUUAUGACAGAUGCAUAUGAGUUUGGAUUGUCAGCGACUUGUGCUACAGAUAUGUGGCUCCCGGCCGAUGAUCCGGCAGUUCUCCGCGAGCUCGAGACUCGUGAAGAGAAGCGAGCAUCAGAGCGGGUUCUGAUGCAAGACCUCGCAGGGAAUGCGAUGGCAUUGCCCGUCGUACUCGCGAUGUUGCAGUGUGCUUUCGGUGCACUUUCUUGGCGAGCUACCGGGUCUGUGGCUCAGGAUCUGCAGGCCGCCCUUGUCGCCAUGGAAGAGCUCACCAAUCAGAAGCCGGAGCCCGCUAAUCAGACGUCAGCUCGUAGAGGACCUCCCCCGGACGAAGACUACGCCAGGCGCUGCGGCGGCUUCGUCAUUGCGUCCGCGGAGUGGAACAGCCUCGGCUGGACCACCCGCAGUUCGCUGCGCGCAAUGCUGCUUUGCCGAUCUCUGCAGGGCCGUCGCUUUGCGACGCGGCUGCCGCAGCUGCCGGAGUGA
Messenger RNA from Symbiodinium necroappetens, 3297 nucleotides. NCBI's taxonomy places the organism in Eukaryota, Dinophyceae, Suessiales, Symbiodiniaceae. The record is from the annotation of a GenBank genome assembly.